AUGAGUGCAAGUAUAGGUGGCCCAGAAUGCACAAAGUUGAAGAAGGAGUACGAUGAGUGCUUCAACGACUGGUACACGAACCAGUUUCUAGCGGGCAAAUCCAACUUGAAUGAGUGUGAGGACUUGUUUAUUGAUUACAAGGCGUGUGUACAGAAGGCGAUGGCGGAGAAGCAGAUUCUACCUUUGUUGGAGCAAGCGAGACGGGAGGCGCCGUUUGAGGAUGGCGGCAGGUGGAAGUCAAAGUAG
Protomyces lactucae-debilis is the source of this 246-nucleotide messenger RNA. Its product is annotated as mitochondrial distribution/morphology family 35/apoptosis. The transcript has 2 exons. The record is from RefSeq and is a predicted model, not a curated record. The coding region runs from base 1 to 246 and encodes 81 amino acids. NCBI's taxonomy places the organism in Eukaryota, Fungi, Ascomycota, Taphrinomycetes, Taphrinales, Protomycetaceae.